This is a messenger RNA of Camponotus floridanus (Florida carpenter ant), 2013 nucleotides long. RefSeq lists its product as uncharacterized. The transcript has 4 exons. The coding region runs from base 49 to 1851 and encodes 600 amino acids. The record is from RefSeq and is a predicted model, not a curated record. NCBI's taxonomy places the organism in Eukaryota, Metazoa, Arthropoda, Insecta, Hymenoptera, Formicidae.
GAUCUCUCUAAAGAGUUUUGGAAAAGAAGAUUACUUUAUAAUAAUGAAAUGAUCGAAACCGAUGGAUCUUUGAACGAGACCUCGCGACAUAACGUAAACGAUCAAAUAGCUGAAGAUACAAAUUUUAAUGGAAAAUUUGGAAAUGUCAUAGAAAGUACAAAGGAUCGGACUCUGAUAGACUUUAAAGGACCGGCAAUAAUCGAUGAGGGUCUUGAUAAUAAGAGUGAUCAGAAUUUUGCGGAUCACGUUCGCGUCAAGAGAAGCGAACCGAUCAACGAUUCAAUCAUCCGUCAUCAGCUGAACAUGAAACUUGAUUCUUUUUCGCAAAAUUCCCGGAGCAAUAACGAUACGAGGAACGUUUACGGCGAUCUCAUGUCCAAUUUUAAAGACUCAUAUGUGAAUCCAGAUCGUAGAAAUCGAUCUAAUACGACUAUCGUAGAUGUAAUGCAUUCAAGACACAAAAGAGGAGUCUUGUCUGAAACCAGGCAACGUGGAGAAUGCCCGAAAAGAAGUGUUAGACAAUCGAAGUAUCGCGUUGCGAUUAAAAACAGGAAGAAGAGACACGAUACGUUGAAGUCUCCUCGCAAACCUGGCAUGAAAAAAGCAAACAAUUCGAGUACAUUUCAAAAGGCAAGAAAAAAAACAAAAAUCAUACCUGCCAAAACGAUGGAUGAAUCGCAAAUAGAGAAAAGGGAAUCCGGGACUGAUAAUUUGAACACCGAUUUUGUUAGAACUAGCAUUACUGAUUACGACAAAGAAGAAAACGCUGUCGCAUCGCCCUUUGUGCAAACUGGAAGAGCAGAAUUGCGGGUCCGUAUCGAAAAAAUUCCCAGGAACGAGUCAUCCCUUAUUAGCAACUGGACGGAUCAUUCUAUCGGGACUACUACUUGUUCAACUGCGUUAUUAAAAUAUAACGACGACGAGAUUGUGGACAAAAAUGCCACAAAUUUUCAACUUGUCCCGAAUUUCGAUUCCGUUGGGAGGGGAAAAGUUAAUAACUUGACAGUGGAAAUUAUAGUAAAGAAGCUAGAUUACGGAAGCAACAUUGCCAAUCGGCAGACAAACGAUUCCGCAUCGUUAUUUAACUAUUCGGAAUCUCAUCCGAUCGAGUCCGAUCUGUCAAGUAUCAAGGACAGUGGCAAAUAUAAUCGCGUCGAGACAUCGUUGGACGAGGAUGCAAAAUCGCGCGCGAAGAGAAACCAAGAAAUUACGUCUGGACGUUAUCUACGAAGCGAUAGGAACGCACUGAUAGGAUCGAAACGUUUCAAGAACGGACGAGGAACAUCGAUCGAAGAUGUAAAGCGCGAAAAGUCGAAGCACAAGCCUCGUGGUAACCGCGCUGUGAGAUCGAUCGAAGAAAUUAAGGAGCUUGCUGAGAAAUUAAUCAUCAAGGUAAACGAGUUGCAAGUGUACGUGAGCGAUCGUAACGAGACCACGACGAACAUCUGCGUUGAUAAGAAUGCAAAUCGCUUGGAAGGAAAACCCAAGAUCUCUUCUGAGAAGAAACGCCUUGCGAAAGUUUCCAAGUCCGAAAUCGCCAACAAUCCUCGACAUCUGGCGAGCAACAGCGGACAAGUGACCUCAGCAGGGAAAAGAGAGUCAUCCCGAGCUGUGUCUUCCAGUGAUUCGAGAUUCGCGCGAGGAGAGAACCCAAUCGCGAGGAGCAAAUCACGUCGCAAGUGGGGCAGGUGGAUGGACUGGAGCAGUUGCAGUGUCACAUGCGGCAAGGGUCGACAGAUCAGGUGGAGACAUUGUCUGCACGAUUGCACCGAUGCGGAAACCGAGAUGGAGGAAAAAGCUUGCCAAUUGCCAGCUUGUCCCCCGGGUAAGUUCCUGGGAAUAUUUCGAUGAUAAGCCCCGCAUAAGUGUCUUCCAAUUGUCCAAUUGAAAUAUAAUCAGCUUCUCGAUACACAAUUGCUCUUUGUUGAUAAGAGCAUUCAUUUCUCGAGAAGAAAAGUUCGCAAAGCAUCUGAUAAAUUUUUAAUUCUAGAUCUCUUCUUUUGUGAUUGAAAG